Molecule: messenger RNA, 339 nt
Organism: Funneliformis geosporum
Lineage: Eukaryota; Fungi; Glomeromycota; Glomeromycetes; Glomerales; Glomeraceae
Source: the annotation of a GenBank genome assembly
GAUUCUGAUUCUACAUUUGUAUCUCGAAGACGUGUAAAUAGGUACAAAAAUCGACCAAAACCUAACAUAAAUCCUCCUGAUGACAAUUCUGAACAAAGUGUUGAUGAGCCUUCUGAAUCUUCUGAAUAUACCACUGAAGAAGACAAUAUUUCAGAUUAUGAAACAUUUGAGAAUUAUGCACCACCUGAUUAUGAGCCAUUUCAGGACUUACCAGAUCUAGGAUCAAUAAUUGAUAACCGAAGGUUAGAGAUAUCUGAACAAUACGAAAACCCAGGAAGCCUGCUAAAUAGAAAAAGUGAACUAACAACAAGGCUCGGAAUUAUUUAUGGGAAAGAAAAU